Molecule: messenger RNA, 777 nt
Organism: Nakaseomyces glabratus
Lineage: Eukaryota; Fungi; Ascomycota; Saccharomycetes; Saccharomycetales; Saccharomycetaceae
Product: SDR family oxidoreductase
Cellular component (GO): intracellular anatomical structure
Molecular function (GO): oxidoreductase activity, acting on NAD(P)H, oxygen as acceptor
Source: RefSeq, a predicted model, not a curated record
AUGUCUCAAACCGAACAAAAAGUUAUUCUAGUCACUGGUGUUUCCAGAGGUAUUGGUAAGUCUAUCGUUGACACUUUGUUCUCCUUGGACAAGAACGUUAUUGUCUAUGGUAUUGCUAGAUCCGAAGCGCCAUUGAAGGCUUUGAAGGACACUUACGGUGACAGAUUCUUCUACACUGUUGGUGACAUUACCAACGAUGACACCUUGAAGAAGUAUGUCAACUCUGCCAUUGAAGGCCAUGGUAAGAUCAACUCUUUGAUUGCCAAUGCUGGUGUUCUAGAACCAGUUCAAAACAUCAACAACAUUGAUGUUAACGCUUGGAAGCAACUUUACAACAUCAACUUCUUCAGUAUCGUCUCCUUGGUCGACAUUGCUCUUCCACACUUGAAGAAGACCCACGGUUCUGCUCUAUUUGUCAGUUCCGAUGCCAGUGACACUUACUUCAGCAGUUGGGGUGCUUACGGUUCUUCUAAGGCUGCCCUAAACCAUUUCGCCAUGACCUUGGCCAACGAGGAAAAAGCCGUCAGAGCUCUAGCUGUCGCUCCAGGUAUUGUCGACACUGACAUGCAAGUUAACAUCAGAGAAAACCUUGGCCCUCAAGGUAUGAGCCAGGAACACUUGGAAAUGUUCAGAGACUUGAAGAAGGACAACAAGUUGCUACAUAGCUCCAUCCCAGCCACCGUCUACUCCAAGCUAGCUUUGAACGGUAUUCCAGAAGAAAUCAAUGGACAAUAUUUGAGCUUUGACGCUGAAGUCUUGAAGGAAUUUCAACACUAA